Guillardia theta CCMP2712 is the source of this 2919-nucleotide messenger RNA. RefSeq lists its product as hypothetical. NCBI's taxonomy places the organism in Eukaryota, Cryptophyceae, Pyrenomonadales, Geminigeraceae. Bases 1 to 2919 code for a protein of 972 amino acids. Gene Ontology annotation, molecular function: protein binding. The record is from RefSeq and is a predicted model, not a curated record. The transcript has 6 exons.
AUGUCGCGAGGUAUCAUCUCAAGUCUCUCGGGGGUUGCGAGGCUGGUCAGGGUUCUGAGCUGCUGGUUGGAGACGCGUCGCUGCCUUGGCCUCCUCGCGUCCUUGAGGCUCAGAGGCUCUUCAGCCUUGCUGUCCCUUCGGAUCCAGGCGCUCAAGGGAAGGGCGUUGCUGUCCUGGCGACUGUCAAGCCUGUUGGGGCAUGUGGAGCAGCAGCAGCAGCUCUCGAGUCGCCUCGUGUCUGCGCAGGAGGUGAACUUGGACGAGCUUCGUCGCUGCCUGGUCAGCUUUGUGCUUCGCUUGUGGGUCGUCGGCAUGUCAGCGAGGAAGCGCCUGCAUGUGUCACUCUGUCAGCUUCAAGAAAGAAAGCAGCGGCACCUGCUCGCCGUGCUCCUGGAGGACUGGCAACGUCAGGCGCGAGUGAGUUGCUCGAGCUCGGAGGCUUCUCGAGAUCUAGACAAGGAGGAAGAGGAGGAGCUCGAGGAGCAGCAGCAGCAGCAGCAGCAGCGCACAACUAUCGGCCUCAAACUGCGAGGAUGCAAGGUGGAAGACGUGGCCAAGGGAGGGCCGGCAGAUCUGUCGGGCAUGUUCUUUCGGGGCGACAACCUCAUAGCCGCCGAGGGCUGCAUGCUCACAGACGACAACGUCCUUCAAGUGCUGCGAGGCAGCGACGUGCCCGGCACCUUCGUCAGCAUCCUCCUCGAGAAGUCUCACACGGGAGAAAUUAUCCACGUCCGCCUCAAACGAGAGCUCCAUGCUAUUCACUUCUCCCAUCGCCUGCGAGACGAGUUGCGAGCCAAGGAGGAGACGAUACUUGCGAGCGCUCAGAGGCUCCGAGACAUGGAGGCGAAGUUGGAGGAGAAGGAAGCGAACGAGAUCAGGAUGGAGGAAACGAUCCAGUCGCUACUGAGGAAGCUGAACGGAGAGGCAGGAAGUGAAGAUGGAGAUCAGCAGAAUCGCCGCGAGCUAUUGGGAAGGCAGGAGAUGCAAGACGCGUCGACUUGCACUCACGAAGAUCCUCCCGACGACGAGACUCGCCGGAUCCUCAAGAAAGUGUUGACGUCUCUGCGAUCCCUGCCCGCGCACCUCUCAUCGGUAGCUGGUCGGAUGCAUGUGACGGAGAUGCAAGGAGACGAUGCUUGUGCGGACAUGCAGGAGGAGGAGGCGACGUUGGAGGAUUUCGAUGUCAACACGAUCGUUGGAAGGUUGCUGGAGGCUGUGGAGACUGUGAGGGGCGAAGUGACGAAGAGGGUGGGAGAAGUAGUGAGAGAGUUGAGAGGGAUGGAAGAGAAAACAUCGCAGAUGGAGCAAGAUCGACAUCAUCUCAUCCUUGAUCGCGAUCGGAUGAGACGGAAAUCCGAGGAGAUCGAAAUCGAGAUGCAGCGCAAGGUGGCGGAGGCGGAGAGUGCGAGAGAGAUGGCGGAGAGAGGCAGAGAAGCGGCUGAGAAUGAGAGGACAAGAGGACGAGGAAGCAGAGGGGAUGCGAGUGAGCAGGUGGCACCUGAGCCUCAUCAGACGGAGCUGGAGGAGGAGACGGAGGAGACACUAGGGUACCGGAGGGGUGGGCUGACACGGCUCAAGGAUAUGCUGCUCCUGCCGUCCUCCUCCAAACCGAAUUCCGCGGGCUACAGGGGAGAGGAUCUGAGAAAUACAUUGAGCGUCAUCAGGAAGAUCUCUGUGGACAAGGGGCUGUGUGACGCCAUGCCAGGCAUUGCUGGGCCUGAGGCGUCCCUUCCCCUGGCUGAGUUCGUCUACUUGUGGUUCGGAAGCAACGCCGAGGCCUCCAGACUCUCGUCGCAUCCGAGGACGAGAGCAGACGCGGAGUGCUUCAAGUUCCUCGAGAGCCUCGUGCGGCUGCAGCAGGAGCACCCGGAGGUGGCCAACUUUCACUACCUGCUCAACUCCUGCACCAGCGACGAGGUGGCGUACUACAUGCUUGCCCGCAAGGUUCUCCUCGGGGCCUCCGUGAGCGCGCGAACAUGGCUGGAGGUAUCGAAGCCCGUGGUAGCGCAGGCCUGCGACUUGCUGAUCAUGCGGCAUGCGGAGAAUUCUUAUGCAGAGACCGUGCGGGAGGAGAUGAAGCGGGAGAUCUUGAGAGAAGCUGACCAGACGUCUGAGACUCUCGAGCCCUUCGCGUUCCUGGGGAGUCUGCUGAUGCUGUACAAGGAGGAGAAGAAGGAGGUCAGAAAGAUGCUCAAGCUUCUCUUCGACGCCGGCAAAGGCAUGCGGCACUUCUCUGAGCUCCACAAGCUGCGAGGGAUGUUGCAGUCCAUCGAGCCGGAGGUGCAGGACGAGGAGGUGGUGCAAGUCUACCAGCACGUGCGCAGCCUCAUGGAAGAGGACGAGGGUCAGCCCAUCUCCUUCCACAAGCUCUGGCUGGUCGUCGAGCGCUGCGGGCUGCUCAUUCGCCGUCAGCUGAUCGGAGUUCGCUCAGAGCCCGACAUCUCUCUCCUUCCCCGGCUCAAGCGAAAGUCUGCGAGCGUCGCCUCCACCUGGUCUGCGGUCAAGCCGCACGUGCACUCGAUGGUGCUGAAGCUGCGCAAGUCGAACUUGGCGAUCGAGAGGCGGUGGGGGAGGAUGGGGGAGGAGCAGGUGAAGCAGCUGGAGCAGCUGGAGGGGACGGAACGAGAGGGAAGCCAUCUCGUCGACAACCUCCGCAGAUUACUCGCCAACCUGAUACUCUGGCACAGCAUGCAGAAGGAGAUCCAUGCGGACAGGGCGGUGACAACCGCUGAUGCCGAGCUCCACAACCUCGCCCUGCUCGUGAUGCAUCGCAGUCGCAUGGAUGAGAGAAGCAGCUCCUUCGUCGCCAACUACCUGGGGGAACCUCCACCUGACCCGGACUCUCACUUCCCCGACAUCUCUACCGCACCACUGACGCCCGUCAAGCUCGCACCGAGAUCGCGGACGUCCAUGUACUGA